Molecule: messenger RNA, 1291 nt
Organism: Ziziphus jujuba (common jujube)
Lineage: Eukaryota; Viridiplantae; Streptophyta; Magnoliopsida; Rosales; Rhamnaceae
Product: isoaspartyl peptidase/L-asparaginase 1
Exons: 4
Coding region: 164-1129 (321 amino acids)
Molecular function (GO): hydrolase activity
Source: RefSeq, a predicted model, not a curated record
UAAAAAUACUCUGAACAAAAAAGAUUCUGUUUCCAUUCCAAAAAGAGAGCAACUUUGGCCCCCAGAUAUUUAGUAACUGCACAGCAUAGUUUCACAGUUCAACCCCCAACCAGUUAGAACCACCCGAUACACAGAACAGAAGGAAAAGACUGAGAGUGGGGAAAUGGGGUGGGCCAUUGCACUUCACGGUGGUGCCGGAGAUAUCUCUGUCAAUUUGCCAGCGGAGUUCCGUCAGCCUCGCGAGGCCGCCCUCCGUCAUUGCCUUCAGAUCGGUAUUGAAGCACUCAAAGCCGGGAAGCUUGCUUUGGACGUAGUUGAACUUGUGGUUCGUGAGCUAGAGAACAUUCCAUUCUUUAAUGCGGGUAGGGGAUCCGUCUUAACCAGCAACGGUACAGUUGAAAUGGAAGCUUGUAUCAUGGAUGGCAAAACAAUGAAAUGUGGAGCUGUUUCUGGGCUCAAAACUGUUGUUAAUGCGAUAUCUUUAGCACGGCUAGUCAUGGAGAAGACUCCUCAUAUAUAUCUUGCAUUUGAUGGUGCAGAAGCAUUUGCAAGGGAACAAGGUGUUGAUACUGUAGAUUCAAGCCACUUCAUUACUCCAGGAAAUAUUGAAAGGUUAAAGCAGGCCAAGGAAGCCAAUAGAGUGCAGAUUGAUUAUACACAACCUGUUAAGAAAGAUACGGAUAAUGAAACAUCAGUUGAAGAUGGCGAUAGCCAAAUAGGAACUGUAGGAUGUGUGGCUGUUGAUAAUCAGGGGAAUUUAUCUACUGCAACUUCGACUGGUGGAUUUGUUAAUAAGAUGGUUGGAAGAAUUGGGGAUACCCCCAUCAUAGGUGCAGGAACAUAUGCCAACAAUCUCUGUGCAGUUUCUGCCACGGGAAUAGGGGAAGCCAUAAUACGAGGUACUGUUGCAAGGGAUGUUGCAGCUCUUAUGGAGUUCAAAGGUCUCUCUCUCAAGGAUGCUGCUUCUUAUGUUGUCGAGGAACGUGUUCCAAGAGGCAACGUUGGCUUGGUUGCUGUGUCUGCCUCAGGAGAAGUCGUAAUGCUUUGCAAUACAACGGGCAUGUUUCGAGCCUGUGCCACUGAAGAUGGGUAUUCAGAAUUUGCUAUAUGGUCUGCAUUGCAGAACUGAGUGAUUUGGGUGAGCUUUAGUUGUAAUCUGAAUAUCAGAUAAUUCACAUAUUUGGCUGUUCCAAAUAUUCAAGUAUGAUAGAAUGACAUAUGUGUGACAUUGUGUUGUUGUACUAUCAAAAUUUUCUUGAUAAUGUUGAAUUAUUUUAUAGCCUUUACACCA